Molecule: messenger RNA, 714 nt
Organism: Melampsora larici-populina 98AG31
Lineage: Eukaryota; Fungi; Basidiomycota; Pucciniomycetes; Pucciniales; Melampsoraceae
Exons: 4
Source: RefSeq, a predicted model, not a curated record
CAACUUUUCAUUGAUACUUGGUCAACCAAAACAUUCAUUAAAUCUUCAACCUUUCAUGAUUGGACUUACUCAAUCGACGGACACUUCAAGCUCGAUUGCAGCAUGACUGAAGGCGAGAUUCGAUUCUUUUCAGAACUUGAAGAUAUUCUCUCGUUGGAUUCGAGUUCUUCGUUGGAGGAACUUGAUAAUACAUUCAACAAUGCCAUCCAAGCUGUUGCUGCUGCUUUAGAGACUGAUCUCGAAGAUCAAGAUUCACUUGACCAAGCUUUAUAUCGAGUCUCACAUAGUGAUAUCUUUGAAAGCCAUAGCCAGCGAAUGACAAGUAUUCUACUUGGGCUUCUCAAUAACCCUGAUGCAUUACCUUCGACGGUUCUAGUGGCUUGUAAUCUUCUCUUGCAGUACGGUCUUGAAAAUCACACUUUCUUUCGAACUUUACGAAAUUUCUCAUUACCUACCAUCAAUAAGACACCUCAAUCCUUAAAUCUUAAUGCUAUCACAAAUGUCAUGCACACCCUUGUAGCUAUCACUAAGAGGAUGGCCUUCAUUCCUCAAAAUAUUGCCGACCCGAAUUUCGUCAUUCAACAUUAUGGGCGUGAUAAAUCAGUUGAGGUCGAGACGCAUGAAGAGGUAUCGAAUCCACAUUCAUCAAACGAAAAGCUAGCCGAAAGGCGAUUGGGAGCUGUUUUGGCUGGAUUACUCUAUGAAUUGUGUAGA